AUGGCGUCGAGCUCCCAACGCAAUGAUCGUGUGGUUUUAGAUGCCGCCAGAGUUGUGGAGUUGAAAGCCUCGGGACUUCGUACUUGGUGCGAUAGCGACUUCGGACCGUCUCACGAGCUGCGCUCCAAGAUCCUAUCUCUGCAGCUGCUGCUGUCGGUUCUCCAGAACGCCGGGCCAGUGUUCCGCACCAACGAGAUGUUCAUCAACGCCAUCAAGCAGUACCUGUGCGUCGCGUUGUCCAAGAACGGGGUGUCCUCCAUCCCCGAGGUCUUUGAGCUCUCGCUCGCCAUCUUCCUCACCCUCCUGUCCAACUUCAAGACCCACCUCAAGAUGCAGAUCGAAGUAUUCUUCAAAGAGAUUUUUCUCAACAUCUUGGAGACGUCCUCAAGCUCAUUUGAGCACAAGUGGAUGGUGAUUCAGACUCUCACGCGAAUUUGCGCAGAUGCACAGUGCGUGGUGGACAUUUACGUAAACUAUGAUUGCGAUCUCAAUGCUGCAAACAUCUUUGAGCGAUUGGUGAACGACCUGUCCAAGAUUGCCCAGGGGCGGAGUGGCCAGGAGCUCGGCAUAACUCCCAACCAGGAGUUGAGCCUUCGCAAGAAGGGGCUGGACUGUCUGGUGUCCAUCCUCAAGUGCAUGGUGGAGUGGAGUAGGGACCAGUACAUCAACCCAAACUCACAGAGCAAUCUAGGGCAGGAGCGGCCGGCGGAGCAGGACGCGACGGUCGACUCGCGCCACCCCGAGACCAUCGGCCGCUACGGCAGCGUCAACUCGCUCGACUCGACCGCCUCGUCGGGCAUCGGCAGCGUGAGCACGCAGCUGUCGGGCGCCGACAACCCCGAGCAAUUCGAGGUCCUCAAACAGCAGAAGGAGAUCAUCGAGCAGGGCAUCGAGCUGUUCAACAAGAAACCCAAGCGCGGAAUUCAGUUCCUGCAGGAGCAGAACAUGCUGGGCACCACGACAGAGGACGUCGCUCAGUUCUUGCACAGCGAGAACCGACUGGACUCGACUCAGGUGGGAGACUACCUCGGGGAGAAUGACAAGCUGAACAAGGAGACCAUGUACACUUACGUGGACCAGAUGGACUUCUCCGGGAAGGACUUUGUGUCGGCGCUCCGCCUCUUCCUUGAGGGUUUCCGCCUGCCCGGAGAGGCCCAGAAGAUUGACAGGCUCAUGGAGAAGUUUGCCGCUCGCUUCUGCGAGUGCAAUCAGGGACAAACGGUUUUUGCCAGUGCGGAUACAGCAUAUGUGCUGGCCUACUCGAUAAUUAUGCUCACCACAGACCUGCACAGCUUGCAAGUGAAGCACAAGAUGUCUAAGGAGCAGUACAUCAAAAUGAACCGGGGUAUCAACGACAGCAAGGACCUGCCCGAGGAGUACCUCUCCUCCAUUUACGACGAGAUCGCCGGCAAGAAGAUUGCAAUGAAUGAGUCCAAGGAGUUCGCACAAAUCUCCAGGCCGGCCAAGCCCAACGUCGCGAGCGAGAGGCAGCGACGGCUUCUCUACAACCUGGAGAUGGAGGCCAUGUCCAGGACUGCCAAGGCGCUGAUGGAGGCCGUGAGCCACGUGCAGGCGGCCUUCACCAGUGCCACCCACCUCGACCACGUGCGACCCAUGUUCAAGCUCGCAUGGACGCCGUUUCUCGCGGCGUUCAGCGUUGGCCUGCAGGAUUGCGACGACACCGAGGUGGCCUCGCUCUGCCUGGACGGCAUCCGCGGGGCCAUCCGCAUCGCGUGCAUCUUCCACAUGCAGCUGGAGCGCGACGCCUACGUGCAGGCCCUCGCUCGCUUCACGCUGCUCACCGCCAACUCGGGCAUCACCGAGAUGAAGCAGAAGAACAUCGACACCAUCAAGACGCUCAUCAUGGUGGCGCACACCGACGGGAACUACCUGGGCAACUCCUGGCACGAGAUUCUCAAGUGCAUCAGCCAACUGGAGUUGGCACAGCUGAUUGGCACAGGUGUGAAGUCGCGCUACAUCACGGGGACGUCCCGGCGGCGCGAGGGGACGGCGUCUGGCGCAGGCAUCACCACGGACGACUUCACCGGACUCGGUCCGCUGGGAGGUGGGAACGUAGACCGAAAGCAGAUUGCCAGUAUCCAGGAGUCCAUCGGAGAGACCAGCUCGCAGAGUGUGGUCGUCGCUGUCGACAGAAUAUUCACUGGAUCCACAAGAUUGGAUGGCAAUGCUAUCGUGGACUUUGUGCGCUGCCUGUGCGCCGUGUCGAUGGACGAGCUGGCGUCGCCGUCCCACCCGCGCAUGUUUAGCCUGCAGAAGAUCGUGGAGAUCUCCUACUACAACAUGGGCCGCAUCCGUCUGCAGUGGUCGCGCAUCUGGGAGGUGGUGGGGGACCACUUCAACAAGGUCGGCUGCAACCCCAACGAGGACGUGGCGUUCUUCGCACUCGACUCGCUGCGGCAGCUCUCCAUGAAGUUCCUGGAGAGCGAGCUUGCCAACUUCCGCUUCCAGAAGGACUUCCUGCGGCCCUUCGAGCACAUCAUGAAGAGGAACCGGUCCCCGACGGUGCGGGACAUGGUGGUGCGCUGCAUAACCCAGAUGGUGAACUCGCAAGCGGCCAACAUCCGCUCGGGCUGGAAGAACAUCUUCUCCGUGUUCCACCUGGCAGCGUCUGACCAGGACGAGAGCAUCGUGGAGCUCGCCUUCCAGACCACCAGCCACAUCGUCACCACGGUGUUCGAGAGGCACUUCCCGACCACCAUCGAUUCGUUCCAGGAUGCCGUCAAGUGCCUCUCGGAAUUUGCCUGCAACGCAGCCUUCCCCGAUACGAGCAUGGAGGCCAUCCGCCUCAUCCGGCACUGUGCCAAAUACGUGUCUGAGCGGCCACAGACAUUCCGCGAGCACACGAGCGACGACAUCAACGUGGUGCCAGAGGACCGCGUGUGGGUGCGAGGGUGGUUCCCCAUCCUCUUUGAGCUCUCCUGCAUCAUCAACCGCUGCAAGCUGGACGUCCGCACCAGGGGCCUGACGGUGAUGUUUGAGAUCAUGAAGACAUAUGGGCACACGUUUGAGAAGCACUGGUGGCAGGACCUCUUCCGAAUCGUGUUCCGCAUCUUUGACAACAUGAAGCUGCCCGAGCAGCAGACAGAGAAAACGGAAUGGAUGACGACGACCUGCAACCACGCGCUCUACGCCAUCUGCGACGUGUUCACGCAGUACUAUGAGGUGCUCGACGACAUCCUGCUCGAUGACAUCUUCUCGCAGCUCUACUGGUGUGUGCAGCAAGACAAUGAGCAGCUGGCUCGCUCGGGCACCAACUGUCUGGAGAACGUGGUGAUUCUCAACGGAGAGAAGUUUUCGCCGAGCACGUGGGACAAGACGUGCUCCUGCAUGCUCGACAUCUUCAAGACCACCAUCCCAACGUUGCUGACGUGGAGACCCGUGGGUGUGGAGGGCGAGUCCUCUCCGUCUCACGGCGAUGGCAGCGAAAAGCCCUUGGAUGCCGUGUCGCAGCGCUCCUUCGACGUGUCGGUUCGCACGGACGAACACGCUGACCGGCCAUCGGGCGACACCUGGAAUAUUUGCGAUGUUUACACAUCACAGCAGUUGGCCUUGAGCAGCUUUGCCAACGCAGGCCAAUGUUGGCGUUGCCGGGCAUUAAACUAA
Callorhinchus milii (elephant shark) is the source of this 3624-nucleotide messenger RNA. RefSeq names its product brefeldin A-inhibited guanine nucleotide-exchange protein 1-like. Gene Ontology annotation, molecular function: guanyl-nucleotide exchange factor activity. Gene Ontology annotation, biological process: regulation of ARF protein signal transduction. The record is from RefSeq and is a predicted model, not a curated record. NCBI's taxonomy places the organism in Eukaryota, Metazoa, Chordata, Chondrichthyes, Chimaeriformes, Callorhinchidae.